Messenger RNA from Chenopodium quinoa (quinoa), 3182 nucleotides. Its product is annotated as receptor-like protein 2. NCBI's taxonomy places the organism in Eukaryota, Viridiplantae, Streptophyta, Magnoliopsida, Caryophyllales, Amaranthaceae. The record is from RefSeq and is a predicted model, not a curated record. Bases 682 to 2883 code for a protein of 733 amino acids. Gene Ontology annotation, molecular function: protein binding. The transcript has a single exon.
UAUUUAGCGGUUCGGUCAACCAUAACCGUUUAAUUUAAAGGUUCGGUAAAUUAACCGUUUAAAUGAACCGGCUAUACCGGCUAACAGUUAAGGUAAACGGUUACGAGUUUUUUGCCCACCCUAGGUACUAUGGACCUAAUGGUGAGACCACUGUUAUUGUGAGAACCAGAGCAGGCAGGGCACCCGCCUAGGGCCCCAAAUUUUGAAGCCCAAAUAUGCUAAUGAAAAUCCAAAAUUAAAAAUAAAAAUUAAAAUUAAAUUAUAGUGCAGCGCAUAAGACAAGGAAUUACCACCUCAAUUAGAAUAAUGGAGUCUUCUACUAAGUACAAGAGUUUCAUUAUAAUAAAGUACAUAAAGUUUUCUUAAGUCUUAAAGUUUCCUUAAGAAUAAACUACAAAGAGUAUCAAUUGUUUGUAAUAGAAUUCUACUAUCCUUCAAAAAAAAAAAAAAAAAAAAAAAAAAAAAAAAAAAAAAGAAUUCAACUAAAAUGGCAAAGUAAACAUCUUGACCAACAGACCAAGUCCACCUUUGACCAAAAGUAAACGCUUAAUUAGUAUCAAAUUAUUUUAGCUUUCAUUCUCAAGUCCACUAAUGACAUAAGUAGAAAAACACACCCAAAACAUUCACAAAAAAAUGUACAGAAGAGAAGAGUGAAAGAACUGAAUAACUACUAUUUAAGCUAUGAAGUUAGGCUUCUUACCUUUAUUACCUCAAAGCAACUCUGAUCUUCUCUUCAUAUUGCUGUUACUAUAUUCCUUAACCUUCUCUAAUCAGCAAGCUUGUAAUCCACAAGAUCAACAAUCCCUUUUCGCCUUUUGUAAUUCCCUAUCCUCUUCAUUGGGUCCUCUGAAUUGGAGUUCAGACACCAAUUGUUGCUCCUCUUGGGAGGGGAUUGGUUGUGAUGAAGAGGGCAGGGUAACUUUGUUGUGGCUACCCUUGAGAGGAUUAGAAGGAAGCAUCUCCGCUUCGCUUGGAAGCCUUACAAGCCUUUCUAAGCUCAAUCUAUCCUAUAAUCAUCUUAUUGGGUAUCUCCCAGAAAGACUUUUCAGCUCAUUGAAUAGCCUUGAGAUCUUUGAUAUACAGUCAAAUUCUCUGUAUGGUAAUCUCUCGGCAUCUUUUUUCUCAGAUGGUAGUUUUUCUUCCACCAUUCAAGUUAUAGAUAUUUCAAGCAAUAUUUUUCAUGGAGGAAUUGAACCAUAUUGGUUCUUCCACGGUUCAAAUUUGUCGAGUUUCAAUGCCAGUAACAACGGCUUUACAGGCAACAUUCCAUUAGCUAUUUGUAUCACUUGUCCUCUGCUUAGGACACUUGAUUUCUCUGACAACAGUUUUAGCGGUGAGCUUCCUGUUGGACUAGGGGGAUGCUUGAAUCUCAGAGUACUCCGAGCAGGUUUCAAUCUUCUCUCUGGAUUACUUCCUGAUGACAUUUACAGACUAAGGUCACUUGUCGAGUUAUCACUGCCUGUAAAUAACAUUGGUGGAACCAUUGGAAGUGGAAUUUUAGAACUUGCAAACCUCAAGAUCAUCAAGCUGUACUCAAACAACUUUGCUGGUACGAUCCCUCAAGAAAUCGGGAAGCUAUUUAAACUGGAGCAAUUGUAUCUUCAAAUCAACAAUCUCAAUGGUUCUAUACCAGCAUCAUUGAUGAACUGCACAAAUCUUGUAAAACUCAUUCUUAGAGUGAAUUCCCUGGAAGGUAACAUCUCUAAGCUUGAUUUUUCGAGGCUUAACCAUCUCCAAACACUAGACCUCGGUAACAAUAAGUUCAUAGGAAAUUUACCAGAGACCUUAUUUUCAUGCAAAUCAGUAACUGCAGUUCGAGUAGCCUCCAACAACUUAGCAGGAUCAAUUCCUCCCAAUAUAGUGGCAUUAACAUCUUUAACUUUCUUAUCUCUUUCUAAUAAUAGCUUCACCAAUGUGUCGAAUGCAAUCAAGAUUUUUGCAGGUUGCAAGAGCCUCGUCACUCUCAUCCUGUCAAAAAACUUCUAUAACGAAGUUAUACCAGGCAUAAAGACUUUCAUAGGACAAGAAGGAUUUAAAAACCUACAAGUUCUUGCCUUGGGAGGAUGUAACUUUGAGGGGCAAGUUCCAGAGUGGCUGGUCUAUAUCAACAAUCUUGUGGCUUUGGACUUGUCGUACAAUCGAAUUACAGGCAAAAUUCCAGAUUCAAUAGGCAACCUGUCAAGCCUCUUCUACUUGGACUUUUCAAGGAAUCUUCUCAGAGGGGAUUUUCCACUGCAACUCUCAAGGCUUCCAGCAUUAAUUUCAGAGAGGGUUGCUCAAAAACUAAGCCUAAGUUUUCUUCAGCUCCCAGUGUUUGUUUCCCCCAACAAUGUUACUACUCGCCAAUACAAUCAGCUCGAGCACCUGCCUCCAGCAAUAUACCUCAGCGGUAAUCACCUAAGUGGCAGAAUUCCGGUUGAAAUAACUCAACUACAGAAUCUUCAUAUCCUUGAUCUCAGUGAAAACAGCUUCUCAGGCAGCAUCCCACCAAAUUUUUCGAAUCUCACAAAUCUAGAAAUGCUUGAUCUUUCUCAGAAUAAUUUGACCAACGGAAUUCCAACAUCACUACGUAACCUAAAUUUCUUAUCAAGAUUUAAUGUUUCACACAACCAGCUUGAGGGACCAAUACCUGAAGGAGGUCAGUUUGAAACUUUCACCGAAAGUAGCUAUAUCGGUAAUCCAGGGCUAUGUGGUCGAGUUCUGCAGAGUCCUUGUUCAGCUCAGCCUGUUCAAGACGCACAACAUCAGGAUACAGCUGAUAAAAGCAAGAAGACAUUUCUUGUUGAAGGAUUUCUAACUGGUUUCUCCAUAAUAUUUCCUUCCGUUCUUGCAAUUCAAGCAUACCGUCAUCGGAGGAUCCUUUAUUACAGCAAGAAGCGAUGAAUACCCCUAUUCAGGCAGAAAUCACUGGAAAGUUAUCUAAGAUCUCUAUCACAAUAAUAAGUACGCGGCAAAUGCCAGCAACACUGCAACGCCUUUUUGUUAUAAAUGAAGGAAAAAAAACUUCAUAGAUUUGAAUUUUUAAUAUUUAUCAGUACUUUUGCUUGUUGUACAGUUUACAACAGCCCCUUAACUUUCAUUUCACAAACGAGCUUAUUUCACAUGAAUCAGACUCUCCUUGGUUACAUAAGGCUCUGCAAUUUUUUCCAAUAUCCCAUAAAACAACAAUUAUAAAUUGAUUA